Messenger RNA from Symbiodinium sp. CCMP2592, 588 nucleotides. NCBI's taxonomy places the organism in Eukaryota, Dinophyceae, Suessiales, Symbiodiniaceae. The record is from the annotation of a GenBank genome assembly.
AUGCGGCCCAUUCCAGAACGGAACUUUGGUUCUGUUAGCCACUACACGCAGCACCAAGAGGAUGCGCAGAAGGCACGCCAUGACUACUUUCCCUAUCGGGAUGAGUUUCACCCCAGGUCCAAGAGGCUUUUGCAUGAGAUGGCCCUCAACGCCGUCAGUCAGUCCUUAGAGAGGUCAGGCAGCGUGGCCUCUGAUGACACCCGCUCUGUCUUCACGCUCCCUAGCACUGCGGCCAGCCGAAAGGCAGGCUCCAAAGCUUCCAGUGCCAAUCAGUCACUGAGAUCCCGAUCCCUAUCCAGCUCACGGCUGCCGACGGGAGACUCGCUCCGCGUGGGUGGUGGACAACCCGGGAUGUUGGCCAAACGCCGAGCACAGGCAUUCUUCAGGUCACCGAGCCAGUCCAAGUUCGAUCGCGACUGGUGCCUCGGCGUCUUGGAGCGAGAGGGACCUGCACCUCUUACCUCCACGAACUACACUGCCCGGAUGUAUAACGGCAGCCUGGACAAGUACGGCCAAGCGCUGGCCGAGAUGUCUGCAUUGCUGGGUGGAGAACGUGAGACGCAGCCCCGCGAGCGGACGAACAAGUAA